Thunnus maccoyii (southern bluefin tuna) is the source of this 2627-nucleotide messenger RNA. Its product is annotated as TBC1 domain family member 15. The record is from RefSeq and is a predicted model, not a curated record. NCBI's taxonomy places the organism in Eukaryota, Metazoa, Chordata, Actinopteri, Scombriformes, Scombridae. The transcript is spliced from 10 exons. Gene Ontology annotation, biological process: activation of GTPase activity. The coding region runs from base 573 to 1934 and encodes 453 amino acids. Gene Ontology annotation, molecular function: GTPase activator activity.
CCCUGAUCAGCAUUAAUUUGUCAUAUAGAACAUUUCAAACUCAGAAAGGCAAGGUAACUAUGUUGAGAUGUCUGUCUGCUAUAUUCAGGAACACUUAAUAUUAGUUGGGGCCAUUGAUGAGUAAAACUGUUGUGGAAAGCUAUUGGUGCUUGAUGCUCUUAAAUAAAACCACUAGGUGGAGCGAGACAUGCUCGCAAAUCCAAAGUGAACUUUGGCACUGAAGUCCGGACUCCACCUGGAAUGUGGGCCAAACUCGGAUCUCAAGGUGCAGUCAUAUGACUCCCAGAUGGCUGAAUGCGAGUCAACAAAGCUGGAAAUGGUUUUCUGAAACUAACUUUCUAAACUAAACUAAGUUUCGUGUUCUUGAAGGAUCCGACUCUGUUAGAAGAAAUCCGUCCUGGCUGGUUUCAGCCUCCAGGUCACGCAGGGAGAUGGGUGUCGUGAAGAGAGCUGUUGUUCAGGCAGUAUAAGAGGAUGACAGUUUCUUGUCCGUUGUGGCUCCGUGGAUGCGCUGCGUCAGACAAACUUUUCUUCACCUGUGCACGGUGUGAUUGCGAAUACCGCAGGCACAGAUGGAAUAUCUGACUAACGGGAGUCCCCGGCAGACAGCAGGAGAGGAGGACAGCUCACACUGUUUCCAAAGGCGAGUAGCCAUGGUCAGCUCUCCUGCUCUGUCCGCUGCACGUCUCACCUUACCCGGAGUCAUGGACGCUGAGGGGAGGGUGGACGAGUCAAGACUGAGGAUGCACAUUUUCAAAAACGGUGGCGUGUCACCCUCUGAGCGUGGCCUGGCGUGGCGCUUCCUGUUUGGGAUGUACCCGUGCAGCUCAACAGCUUUGGAGCGCCCUCUGCUGCAGGAGCAGUUGGCCAUACGCUACCAGGUCAUGAAGAGAAAGUGGCAGCAAUUCCUUCCUUCAGCCGUGCGGAUGCACCUCAAUGGCACUGAUGCUGAGUUGGUGGCAGCAGUCAGGUACUUCGACCAGAGGCAAGCACGGGUCCAGCAACAGGCCCUGGACCAGAGUGAGGUCAGGGACAGGCUGACUUUCUUAGAGCUGCAGGCACAGAUAUUGUUUGAGCGGGACACUUUUGACCAUGAAGAGCUGCGGGAAGCCAUACGAAUCAUUGACAAAGAUGUCCCAAGAACUAACAGAGACCUGAGCUAUUACCAGGGUGAGGGUUCAGGCAAUCUGUUGGUUUUGAGAGAUAUCCUCAUCACUUAUGCUGCUUUUCAUCCAGAGGUCAGUUAUGCCCAGGGAAUGAAUGACCUGUGCAGCCGGUUCCUGGAGGUCCUCGACUCUGAGGUCGACACUUUCUGGAGUUUCUCCUGCUACAUGGAGAAGUUCUCUAAGGACUUCAGGGCUGAUGGUCUGCACAGAAAAAUAGAGUUGGAGGCAGCCCUGUUAAAAGAACUGGACCCACAGCUUUACACUCACUUAGUCACAGACAACAUGGAGAGCUUCACCUUCUGCCACAGAUGGCUACUGCUGGGUUUCCAGAGAGAGUUUGAACACAGUGACGCUCUACGUUUGUUCGAGAUCCUGAGCUGUGACCACCUGGAGCUCAUUUCCCAACAAGUAGACCGAGCCCGUUAUCAGGAAAGGCUGGCACGGAAAUACAGCACAGAGGACAAUUCACAGUCGGAACUGCAGGCCAUCAACACUGACUUCACCUUUGAGCUCUUCAUCUGUGCAGCCAUUCUGUUAGACAACAGAGAGUCUCUGCUGCGGUGCCGAGAUGAUGUACAGCUCAUCCAGUUUACAAGCAGCCUUCAGGGAACACUGGACCUGAACAGCACACUAAAGAAGGCAGAGCACCAUUUCUACAACUACUGCAAGCGCUGUGCUUGGGACUACAUGAAUGGGCGCUGUAGUGCACACAAGAGCAAAGAAGAAGACUUUCUUUAUCAGCUCCGUAGUUUAUUUGUUUUAAAGUGAUAGCUACUAUUUAAAUACCUGACGCCUUUUGAAACUGUAAUUUGAAACAAGGGACUGAUAAUCCCUAUUUUGAGUUUUGAUGGCAUAUAUUCUUUACACUACCGAGGGAAACACACUGAUGUACUGAUGGCUGCUUACUUUUUCAUGAGUUAUUGCUGUUUAUUAUAAAUGUAUAGUAUUUAUUGUAUGAAAGUAGAACAACACAUACUGUGAGUCUCAGUUGCUCUCUUAAACUGUCAUAAUAUGAAAAGCUUUCGACAAAUACCUCAGUACCACAGAAUCAGAUCUUAAAUGAUUAUUUUUUGCAGGUUAUGCAAUAUUCAGCUACCGGAAGAAAACAGCUACAAGACUGCCACAUGUGAUAACUAAGAUCUGGUGUGGUGCAACAGGCGGUGUUCUAACAAACUGAAGUUAUAUUUAAUGCCAGAUGGCGUAUGUGUCAAAGAGGCCUAUGUAACGAGAAUAGAUAUCCGCUUUUUGAGCUCUGGCAGAGGGAGCGUGCAGUAAGGGAAAGGAAAAGUUUGACUGGUUAUUACUGCACAGCUAAGAGAAUGAAGCACAUGUGUUUUACUUGACUCACAAUGUAAAUAACCUUAAAAUGUUAAUGCUGCACUAUUAAUGGUCUUCCAUUGAAAAUUAUACCUCAAUAAAAUUACUGAAGAUCGUUUUUUAUGUGGUGCUAGAAAAAAUUCC